AUGCGGCUGAGCGUCUACCUGGCUUUGAGCUGCAACCUCCUGCUCGCUUCGGGCUACAGCUCCUUCAGCAAGAGCAUGGAGGCCGUGGGCAAGAAGCAGUACCAGGUGCAGCACGGCUCGUGCCGCUACACGUUCCUGCUGCCCGAGACGGGCAACCGCCCCUCGGGCCCCUUCGUGUCCAACGCCGUGCAGAGGGAUGCGCCGCUGGACUACGACGACUCCGUGCAGAGGCUGCAGCUGCUGGAGAACAUCAUGGAAAACAACACGCAGUGGCUCAUGAAGCUUGAGAAUUACAUCCAAGACAGUAUGAAGAAAGAAAUGGUAGAGAUCCAGCAAACUGCAGUGCAGAACCAGACUGCAGUAAUGAUUGAAAUAGGCACAAACUUAUUAAAUCAAACAGCUGAGCAGACCCGCAAAUUAACAGAUGUUGAAGCACAAGUACUAAACCAGACGACGAGACUUGAACUUCAGCUUUUGGAGCAUUCUCUUUCAACAAACAAAUUAGAAAGACAGAUCUCAGAUCAGACGAACGAGAUAACUAAACUACAAGAAAAAAACAGCUUUCUAGAAAAAAGAGUUCUUGAGAUGGAAGACAAGCACACACUUCAGCUAAGGUCAAUAAAAGAUGAAAAGGAUCAGCUUCAAGUAUUAGUAUCCAGACAAAAUUCUAUUAUAGAAGAACUAGAAAAACAGUUGGUUACAGCUACAGUCAACAACUCAGCUCUGCAAAAACAGCAACAUGAUUUGAUGGAGACUGUUCAUAACUUGCUUACUAUGAUAUCUACACCAAACUCAGCUAAAAACAACUUCAUAGCUAAAGAGGAACAAAUCAGUUUCAAAGACUGUGCUGAAGCAUUUAAAUCUGGCCUAACAACAAGUGGAAUCUACAGCUUAACCAUCCCUAACAUCGCAGAGGAAAAGAAGGCCUACUGCGACAUGGAGACCGGUGGGGGAGGCUGGACCGUUCUCCAGAAACGCGAGGAUGGCAGCGUGGAUUUCCACCGGACGUGGAAAGAGUACAAGAUGGGAUUUGGUGAUCCUGCUGGCGAGUACUGGCUGGGAAAUGAGUUUGUUUCUCAACUGACUAAUCAGAAACGCUAUGUUCUUAAAAUACACCUGAAGGAUUGGGAGGGCAAUGAGGCUUAUUCACUGUACGACCACUUCUAUCUAUCUGGUGAAGAACUAAAGUACAGGAUCCACCUUAAAGGACUUACUGGGACAGCAGGCAAAAUCAGUAGUAUAAGCCAACCAGGAAAUGAUUUUAGCACAAAGGAUGCAGACAAUGACAAAUGUAUUUGCAAAUGUUCACAAAUGCUAACAGGAGGAUGGUGGUUUGAUGCAUGCGGCCCCUCUAACCUCAAUGGAAUGUAUUAUCCGUUACGACAGAACAACAACAAGUUUAAUGGUAUCAAGUGGUACUACUGGAAAGGGUCAGGAUACUCGCUCAAAGCCACAACUAUGAUGAUUCGACCAGCAGAUUUCUAAAUGCUUUUGCAUUCUUAACGUGAAUUAUGUAUUGUAUAGUCUUCAAGGACUUCAUUUGCUGAGCACAUAUGCACCCAUCUGCAACUCGUUUCAUUUGCAAGCCCAGAAAACAUGCACUAGUUCUGACGGGAUCC
Molecule: messenger RNA, 1619 nt
Organism: Tinamus guttatus (white-throated tinamou)
Lineage: Eukaryota; Metazoa; Chordata; Aves; Tinamiformes; Tinamidae
Gene: ANGPT2
Product: angiopoietin 2
Biological process (GO): blood coagulation
Source: RefSeq, a predicted model, not a curated record